AUGAUCACCCUGCCCUUCACGUUCUCCUCCCUCGUCAGCCGUAACGCAUCAUCCGUAGAGUCAGUCACCAUCUCCUACGACACAGCAUACGACGACUUCUCCGCGCAAGUAACGAACCUUGCCUGCUCGUCGAACCUUACAAACCUCGGCUUCACGAACCUGGGGUCGAUUCCUGGCUUCCCAUACAUAGGCGGCUCCUCAGCCGUCUCCAGCAGCGGCUCUACUGGCUGCAUUACCUGCUGGGAGCUGUCGUAUAACGAGACCAACAUCAACGUUCUGGUUGUCGACUACGCGGACGAGGGGCUCAACAUCGCGCAGGCGGCGAUGAAUGGUCUUACGGGCGGGGAUGCUCAGGAGCUCGGGAUACUGUGGGCGACGGCGGUGGAAGUCGAUGUAACCGAGUGCGGAAUGUGA
Rhodofomes roseus is the source of this 414-nucleotide messenger RNA. Its product is annotated as Cerato-platanin. The record is from RefSeq and is a predicted model, not a curated record. The transcript has a single exon. NCBI's taxonomy places the organism in Eukaryota, Fungi, Basidiomycota, Agaricomycetes, Polyporales, Fomitopsidaceae. The coding region runs from base 1 to 414 and encodes 137 amino acids.